UCCAAUAAUUAUAGUACAGCACGACAAGCAACACUGAUAACUCCAGUCAUCAAUCAUUAUCCGCGAUUAAAUUUUCGAGCAAAAAAGAUCAUCAUCCUGCACGUUGCUUGCACUCCUUGAUCUGUCCAUAACCGGACCAGUGAGACCCAGCAGCCGGGCAGCCAAGCCAAGCUUUCGCCAAUGGUCGCCGUCUUCAACAAGGACGUCCUGAGCUGGUACCUCAUCACGCUCAAGCUCAAGGAGACCGUCGACGCCAACCUCAAGAAGUCCCCGUCGCCGCACUGGCAGGCGCUCCCCCGCAGCCUGCUCGUCGCCAACGGCACGCCGGGGGCAGCGGAGACACUGACGCGCCAAGACCGGGACCAGCAGGCCGUGGUCCCGUCGGCGCAGUCACCGGCGCACAGUCCCAAGCCGCAGGACCCGGAAUGGGUGGUGACCAUCCGCGGGAAGCUGGCGCAGGCGCGCGCGGAGGAGGCGGCGUGCCCGUGGGCGCGGCUGUCCGUGUACCGGGUGCCCAAGUCCCUCCGCGAGGGCGACGAGCGCGCCUACACGCCGCAGGUGGUGUCCAUCGGCCCGCUCCACGCCGGCAAGCGGCGGCUGCGUGAGAUGGAGCGCCACAAGUGGCGCGCGCUGCACCACGUGCUCAAGCGCACGGGCCACGACGUCACCGCCUACCUGGACGCGCUGCGGCCCAUGGAGGAGCGGGUGCGGUCGUGCUACGACGGCCGCGUCGCCUGGAUGCCGGCCAACGACUUCGCGCAGUGCCUGGUGCUGGACGGGACCUUCGUGCUGGAGCUUUUCCGCGGCGCGCUGGACGGCGCCAAGGGGUUCGUGGACGACCUGGGCUACUCGCGGCACGACCCCGUCUUUGCCAUGCGCGGCGCCAUGCACGCCAUCCGCAACGACAUGAUCCUGCUCGAGAACCAGAUACCGCUGUUCGUGCUGGACCUGCUGCUCGGGAUCCAGCUGGGCCACCCGGAGCAGACCGGGGCCGUGGCCAGCCUCGCCGUGCGGUUCUUCGACCCGCUGAUGCCGACGGACACGCCGCUGCACCGGAAGGACCGGUUCAAGCUUGAAUCCUCCGUGGACUCGGACGCGGCGGCCGCGGCGGCGUUCGACCCGCUGUCAAACCCGAUGCUGCACUGCCUGGACGUGUUCCGGCGCAGCCUCCUCCGCGCCGGGAUGCAGCCCACCCCGCCGCCGGCGGCGCGGCUGUGGCUGAAGAAGUGGUCGGGGCUGCGGCGCGUGGCCGACAAGCGGCGGCAGCAGUUCGUGCACUGCGUGUCGGAGCUCCGUGAGGCGGGCAUCCGGUGCCGGCGGCGGCGCAACACGGACCGGUUCUGGGACAUCCGGUUCGACAAGGGGGUGCUCCACAUCCCGCGGAUCCUCAUCCACGACGGCACCAAGGCGCUGUUCCUGAACCUGAUCGCGUUCGAGCAGUGCCACAUGGACAUCGCGACGCCGGGCGGGAACAACAUCACCUCCUACGCCAUCUUCAUGGACAACCUGAUAAACUCGGCGGAGGACGUCAAGUACCUGCACGACCGGGGCAUCAUCGAGCACUGGCUGGGCAGCGACGGCGAGGUGGCGGAGCUGUUCAACCGGCUGUGCCUGGAGGUGGUGUUCGACAUCAACGACAGCUACCUCUCCGGGUUGUCGGACCAGGUGAACCGGUACUACGACCACAAGUGGAGCACCUGGGUGGCCAGCCUGCAGCACAACUACUUCACCAACCCGUGGGCCAUCGUCUCCGUCGUCGCCGGCGUCUUCCUCCUGCUGCUCACCAUGAUGCAGACCUUCUACAGCGCAUACAGCUACUAUCGCCCGCCGGCCUAGCCUUUAGCUCGAGCUCCAGCCUCCAGCUCCAGCAGGUGGAUUUUGGAUUACAGUUUGACAUUCUUUUUUUCUUGGCUUGCAUUACAGUUUUGAUUGAUUGAUUGGUUGGUUCUCUUGUCAAGGAAGAACUCUUCUCCCCACUUUGAGUUGCAUCCUGUUAAUAUACAUACUCGAUUCUGGUGGGACAAGGAUAUUUUUGGCAAAAAAUAAGCAAAUGCAUUGUAUUAAGCGUCUGUUCUUGGGACAUCUUGAGGGGUUUGGACGCUCUCAUGGUCGUGGAGAAUUGUUCAAUUGAGCAUUUGCAUCUGCACAUUUUAUGACUGUACACAUUUUAAUUUUAGCGACCAGGGAGAAUUGUUCAGUUGAGCA
This is a messenger RNA of Aegilops tauschii subsp. strangulata, 2205 nucleotides long. Its product is annotated as UPF0481 protein At3g47200. Lineage: Eukaryota; Viridiplantae; Streptophyta; Magnoliopsida; Poales; Poaceae. The record is from RefSeq and is a predicted model, not a curated record.